AUGAUCUCCGAAGACCAUGGGGCUAUAGAAUCCUCCCCAUUGCUGCGCAACGUCGACCCAGAAGCGGCAAACAAUUCCAAGAAGUCAGGAUGGCGACAGGAAUUAGCGAUUAUCUCGCGAUAUUCGGCUCCCCUCAUGGUAUCGCUCCUACUUCAACAUGCAUUGACGGGCUCUAGCAUCUUCAUGGUGGGCCAUCUGGGGAAACGAGAAAUCGGCGCCGUGAGCUUGGCCAACAUGACUUCCCAGAUCACUGGAUAUUUUGUCUUUCAAGGCCUAUCAACAUGUUUGGAUACGUUAUGUCCUCAAGCAUAUGGCUCAGGGAAUUUGACCUUGGUCGGUCUUCACGUUCAACGCCUGACGCUUUUCAUGCUCGUCCUCACAAUUCCAAUCGGGGCUAUAUGGUGGAAUGCGGAUCGAAUAUUUCUCCUCAUUCUACCAUCUGAAGCCCAGGAGACAGCCCUUCUUGCAGGGCUGUAUCUGAAAAUUGCCAUCGCGGGCGCUCCUAGCUAUGCUUGCUUUGAGUCCGGAAAGCGAUUUUUCCAGGCACAGGGAUUAUUCAGUGCUAGUCUGCUAGUUCUUGUAAGACUGCAAUGGGGCUUCAUCGGUGCGCCUAUCGCUGUUGCGGUCGCAAAUAGUCUUCUACCUGUCUUUCUGGCAUUCUACGUCAUCUUCAUUAAGGGCUCUGAGUGCUGGCACCCCAUUUCUGCCGAGAUGUGGCGAGGCUGGGGUCCAAUGUUGAAGCUUGCUAUACCGAGUUGGCUAAUGAUCGAAGCCGAGGUCCUCGCGUGGGAAAUCAUGACACUCAUUUCGUCCCAUUUAGGUGCGACCGAGCUCGCAGCCCAGGCUGCUAUAUCGACCCUUUCAGACUUUGCCUUUCAAAUCUCAUUUUCCAUCGCUGUUGCUGGUGGCACACACAUUGCCUAUCUGAUUGGAGCAGGUCUCCUACAGCGUGCAGCAACAUCAGCCAAAGUCAUGAUUUUUGCUGCCUUCGGUGCUGGCAUAACAAAUAUGCUUGUGGUUCUUGCUCUGCGGAGAGUCAUCCCUGGCUUAUUUAGUGAUAUUGGCGAGGUCUGGCACUUGAUCUUCUUCUUGCUUCCAGUGGGUGCCGUCCUUCAAAUUCCUGACGCCGUGGCCACUUCCCUCAAUAGCUUGCUGCGGGCUGUGGGACGACCAGAUUUGGGUAGUUAUGUUCAGCUCUCGAUCUACUACCUCGUAGGAUUGCCCCUGGGCAUUGCUUUGGCAUUUGGCCUAGGCUGGAGCGUUUUCGGGCUAUGGUGUGGAAUUUUUAUCGGCCAAUCGAUCAUUGUGUUGAUCGAGGGUUUUUAUUUCUGCAAAAUGGUGGACUGGGCGAAGGCAUCCCGAGAAGCGGUAGAGCGGAUGUGA
This is a messenger RNA of Penicillium psychrosexuale, 1383 nucleotides long. RefSeq names its product MATE family efflux transporter. Gene Ontology annotation, biological process: xenobiotic detoxification by transmembrane export across the plasma membrane. Gene Ontology annotation, cellular component: membrane. NCBI's taxonomy places the organism in Eukaryota, Fungi, Ascomycota, Eurotiomycetes, Eurotiales, Aspergillaceae. The transcript has 2 exons. Gene Ontology annotation, molecular function: antiporter activity; xenobiotic transmembrane transporter activity. Bases 1 to 1383 code for a protein of 460 amino acids. The record is from RefSeq and is a predicted model, not a curated record.